AUGGCGGGAGAAGGCGGCAGGGAGGGCGCCCGGGCCCCGGCCCCCAGCCCGGCCCCCGCUCCGCAAAGCAGCUGCUGCAGCGGCGGCGGCGGCGCUCUGGCCCCGCCCCGCCCGGCGCGCCCCUCCGGCCAUUGUCCCGCGGCGGCCGUCGGGAGCGCGGCGCCGGCCUGCGGGCUGACCCGGGUCUCGGCGCUGCGGCCGCCGCUCUCCGAAGACCGGGGCUCCCCUCAGGCCUCCAGCGGGGAGCGGGAGUGGGGCCUCGGCGCGGGCGCCCCGGGGCGCCGAGGUCACCCUGAGAGCGAAGAUCCGGGUGGGGCCCCCGGGCUGGCGGGACCGGAGGGGCAGCGAAUGGCAGGGGAGCUGAAAGAAGAAAGUGAAGGAAAAAAAGAGAGGCCUUACAUGACUAAGGGUGUCUGUCACCAUUGGCUCUUCCUUUACAUCAAACUCCAAAUUGAUCUGCUCCAAGAAAUUUUCCAAGCCCAGGCUCAUGCAUCCUGUUGAGACCAAGGAGCAGCGCUGGGAUAUUUUUGUGUGUAACAUGGAAGUCCCAACUCAAAUCGGUACAUAAUUCCUAAACUUUUUUUUUUUUUUUAAGCAAGCAAUUUCAGCUUCUUGCAUUCUCACCAGAACCGAGCAAGCACUUACCUUUGGGGAGAACUGUGGUUUACAUUAUAAUAAUAUUCAUAGGAUGAGAGACAGGGAAAGUGGGAAGUGUAGGGAUGUUUAAAUUUUUCUCUCGAAUGUUCAAUAAUUUGAGUGUAUUAAAAAAAAAACCUGAUAAUACAUAGAUUAACCUGUAUGCCUGCAAAAAAGGCAUACAGAUUUUAUUAUAUGCACACGUGUGCAUGGAAGUCAAACAAAAUAAAACCUCAAGGAAAUGGCCAGAUGGUUGCCACUUUUAUAUCGCCUUGAGGUUACAGAAAGAAUGGGGGCUUGGCUCUUGGCAAGAUACAUUAUGGGAAGGAGAGAAAAGGUCUGGCUAGAUGAAACCUCCUUGUAAAAGCCCAUAGAAAAAGUAGACAGUGAAUCUUUCUUUCAGACCUUUAAAGGUCAGACUGUCAGCUAAACUUCCUAGAUCUGGACAAAGCAGGGCCUCAGAGAAAACCUGGAUGACUCAUUGCAGGUUUUCUCAACAGAUGCAGAUUUCCACCACAAAAGACAACCUUGCAGGCCUUCUGAGCAGCCAUCUCAAAAUAUGUCCACAAAGUAUAUUUUGAAGUGAAGUUUUUUAGUUUCCUUCAAGAACAUUCAAUAAACAUCAUAAAAAACCAA
Messenger RNA from Microcebus murinus (gray mouse lemur), 1272 nucleotides. The record is from RefSeq and is a predicted model, not a curated record. NCBI's taxonomy places the organism in Eukaryota, Metazoa, Chordata, Mammalia, Primates, Cheirogaleidae.